AUGCACCAACAAAAUUCUAAGUCAUUUAUGAUACGAAAUUUACUUGGGGAUUUAAUCAAAACACAGCCGGACUCCGAUUCCGAUUUAUCAAAUGAUAAUUCAGAAAUUGAUAUUGAGGAUCGAUCUUCACCGGAUUCCGAAGCAAUUAAUUGUCAUAAUGAUACCUACAGCCAUUUCUCAGCAGCACAAAUGCAUUUUGGUAACAAUGAGUCAAGCGUUGAGUCAACACAACAUUCGCCAAAUAUUGAAGGACCUCAAUUGAGUCACAACGGUUACUCGGAACACAGUAAAAUACCAGGUAUAAGUAAAUCAGGUAGAAAGCCCAGACGAAGACGCACAGCAUUCACGCAUGCACAACUUGCUUACUUGGAACGGAAGUUUCGCUGCCAAAAAUAUUUAUCCGUAGCUGACCGAAGUGAUGUGGCGGAGACAUUAAAUCUUUCUGAAACACAAGUAAAAACUUGGUAUCAGAAUAGAAGAACAAAAUGGAAACGUCAAAAUCAGCUACGUUUAGAGCAAUUGCGUCACCAAGCUUCUUUGGAGAAGGAGUUCGCUAGCGAAAAUGGUACUAGUAAUGCAUUGGGCUGUUGCCCAACAGGGUUGUCAACUUUUAGUCCUUCGAAUCCAUGUAACUUUUUGACUUCUGCUGCAGCUGCUGCCAUUUUUCGCAAUGUCGGUUACGUACACGGAUGUCCGUUGUAAAUUCGAUUUCCAUUGAGGCUAAGAAUUGUUGAGAAUUUAUUCACAUAAAGUUUUUAUUUAAUUUAGUUAAUUUAAUGAAGA
Molecule: messenger RNA, 783 nt
Organism: Teleopsis dalmanni
Lineage: Eukaryota; Metazoa; Arthropoda; Insecta; Diptera; Diopsidae
Product: barH-like 2 homeobox protein
Exons: 3
Coding region: 1-702 (233 amino acids)
Biological process (GO): cell differentiation; regulation of transcription by RNA polymerase II
Cellular component (GO): nucleus
Molecular function (GO): DNA-binding transcription factor activity, RNA polymerase II-specific; RNA polymerase II cis-regulatory region sequence-specific DNA binding
Source: RefSeq, a predicted model, not a curated record